AUGCUCGGCGGCGAAAAACGCAAUGAAAAACACAAAAUUGUUAUGGGAAUUCAAACUAUGAGAGCAGAAAAAUUGAAUAUGAGGAAUGACCAACUCAAAAAAACAUCCCUACGUAAGUUUAUCAACUCUGAAAAUUACACUAAUUGCGGUUAUACAGCAAUCAACGAUUAUUCUAGUUUGAAAAUUGCAAAGGGAAACCAACUCAUUCAAAUUUUAUGGGAGAUCGAUUUAUUUAAGAAAAUGGAAAAAUGUAAAUGUGGUGGAAAUAUGGAAUUGGUGAAAGAUGCUGGUGGUGUUUAUGAGAAGGUAAGUCGAUUUAAUGGCAAUUCUUUUCACGUAAUUUUUAAAUUUUCCCAAUGUUGAGAAAACAGUCGAAAAACACACCUGACACCUAAUUAAAUAUGAUUCUUUCAGUUUGUUUGUCAAAAGAACAAAAAACAUUGGGCACCUAUUCGAAAAUUGUCCCCAUUCGAAAAUACUCAACUACAGCUGGAAAAAAUAAUGUUGAUUUUUGAAAAAGCCGCGCAGUUGUGAGUUUUUUAAGUGCUUCUUCGUUGGAGUAAAUAUAUUUCUUACAGAAAAACUCCGACAGAAAUCGCCCGCGAAGUUAAAACAACAAAUAUGACGGUUGUUCGUUUUAUCGCAUGUUUUGACAAGUUUUGUGAUCUGCCGUAAGUUAUUUGUUACUUGAAACAAUUGAGUGAACAACUAAUUUCUUUAGGUCGUUUGAAAACGAGAACAUCAGGUUCAAUAAGAUUAUCGAAACAAUCAUCAAAAUCAACAAUAAUUAA
Messenger RNA from Caenorhabditis angaria, 791 nucleotides. NCBI's taxonomy places the organism in Eukaryota, Metazoa, Nematoda, Chromadorea, Rhabditida, Rhabditidae. The record is from the annotation of a GenBank genome assembly.